AUGGCGGACGAGGACUUCCCGCAGCACUCCCUGCUCAGUUUAAGUGACGAGCUGACAUGCAGUAUCUGCCUGAGUAUUUUUGACCAUCCGGUGACAACACCUUGCGGCCACAACUUUUGCCAGCAGUGCCUGCUCGAUACUUGGAAGGAAAGCUACAACUGUCCACAAUGUCGUUGCGUCUACUAUAUCAAGCCGGAACUUAAGAAAAACACUGUCCUCAGUGCCGUGGUAGAGACAUAUAAAAUGCGCUCGACAUGUGAGGCGAAGACGACCCAAUACCUUUCCGGUGGAAUGGCGGAAAGCAAAACGACCACAGAUGCCAGCGUACGCUGUGAUACGUGUAUGACAGCCGAGGCGGUCAAGACUUGCCUCACUUGCAUGGCCUCCUAUUGCGCCGAGCACCUGCGUCCUCACCGCGAGAACCCGGUGUUCCGCGUACACCAGUUGACCGACUGCGUCGAUGAUUUGUUGGAACGCAUCUGCCCAGAUCAUCACAAACUCAUGGAGCUCUUCUGCACCCAGCACGAUUGCCUCAUCUGCACCUUGUGUUUCCAGCAAACGCACAAAUCCUGCGACUUCAUCUCACCCGAGCAGCAGAGGGCCAAGCAAGAGUCUAGCUUGAGACAGAAGUUGGAUUUCGUGGACAAGAAACUUAAAAAGAAUGAAACUGUUUUAUCUCAAAUGGAAGACAUAAAGCUUGCCCUAAAGGGCAGUGCUACCACCAAGAAGAAGGCUAUGGCCAAUGAGUAUCAACAGAUCAGAGACAUGCUGGCUGCUGAGGAGCGUGCCGCUAUGAGCGUAGUGGACCAAGAGCUGGAGUCUUCUCAGACAAAACUCAGGGUUUUAAUGAAAAGGUUUUCUGAGAAUAUCGAUAGCUUGAGCACGUCUAAAGCAGAUAUCCAGAGUCUACUUUCUCAGUCACAAAAAAUUUAUUUUCUGCAGGUUUCACUUAACUUGCCCAAAGCUGCAACUUUUGAUCCUUACACUCCUCGAAUCAACUUGGACUCCAAAUUAUUGACAGCAAAUGAGGAGUUUGCAGUUAAUCUGAAGAAACAGAUGAAUUACAUUCUGAGUCAGCCAGUUAAUGCCCGACUACCAAUAAUUAAAACAGAGAACAUCCCGACAGUCCACCCCAUGAAAAGCGCUCCUCCAGCAGCCAAGGCAGACAAGGUCAAAUAUGACAAGAAGACUUCACAAAAAAAAAUCUUUAAGGCCAGGCAACACCCGGAACCCAGCAAGAUUGGUAUGCAAAAAUUGUCUUAUUCUAUGGAAAACCUGUUGUGUGAUACGAAACCAAAACUCAGACCCCACCUAUCUGAGACACCUUCUGAACCCAAGGAAAAAACAGAAAUGAUGGACAGCCCUACCAACCUUAUCGGUGAAAAAAGACACAACCUUCUGAAGUAUGGCACUGCAGUCAGUUUUGAUCCAAUGACAGCGCACAAACGCAUCAUACUAACUGAGGGCUUCACUAGGGCAUCUGUCUCAGACCAACCUAAUUCCACGACAUACAACGACUGCCCCGAACGCUUCUCUGUCUGCUCUCAGGUGCUCGCCUCUCAGGGUUUCAGUAGUGGGUGCCACUACUGGGAAAUUAAGAUUAAAAACAGCAACUUUACCGGGAUCGGGUUGGCUUACGGUAGUAUUGACCGUAAAGGUCCCACCAGUCGACUGGGCCGCAAUGCUCAGUCUUGGUGCGUGGAGUGGUUCAACGUCAAACUGUCGGCUUGGCACGACAGCAAUGAGGUUGUGGUCACCACCUGUACCAAUCCAAAACGUAUCGGCAUGUUGUUGGAUUGCUCUUCAGGCUCAGUUACGUUCUACAAUGUAACAGAAAGAGCCUAUCCAUUUUACUCCUUUGUGUUCCCCUUCACUGAAGCAGUGUAUCCAGCCUUUUGGAUUUUCUCUUCCGAGUCUUCUAUUUCACUGUGCACAAACUGCAGUCCCUAG
Messenger RNA from Nerophis lumbriciformis (worm pipefish), 1950 nucleotides. Lineage: Eukaryota; Metazoa; Chordata; Actinopteri; Syngnathiformes; Syngnathidae. The record is from RefSeq and is a predicted model, not a curated record.